AAGAGGCGUGGCCUCGUUGUAGCCACCACGGGAGUGAUUGGCUGAAGCUGCCUGUCCGGGGGCGGAACUCGGUUGCCGGGGAGUGGCGCGGUGGCCCGGCGGAGACUGCGGCGGCUGCGCGGAGGAGCGAGGUGCUUGCUGGGCUAGGGGUGGGCGACGGCGCCGGGGGCUGCGGUGAAAGCUUCGCAGCCCGUGCAGUUCCCAGAGGGGAGGCGCCGUCGCCAUUGACGCCUCGCUCGGUGAGCGCGUCCCGCUCGCCGAGCAGGGCCCCAGCCGACCGCCGGCACCAUGGGCCAGUGCGGCAUCACCUCCUCCAAGACUGUGCUGGUGUUUCUCAACCUCAUCUUCUGGGGAGCAGCUGGCAUUUUAUGCUAUGUGGGAGCCUAUGUCUUCAUCACUUACGACGACUAUGACCACUUCUUUGAGGAUGUGUACACUCUCAUCCCUGCUGUGGUGAUCAUAGCUGUAGGAGCCCUGCUCUUCAUUAUUGGGCUAAUUGGCUGCUGUGCCACAAUCCGGGAAAGCCGCUGUGGACUUGCCACGUUUGUCAUCAUCCUACUCUUGGUUUUUGUCACAGAAGUUGUUGUAGUGGUUUUGGGAUAUGUUUACAGAGCAAAGGUGGAAAAUGAGGUUGAUCGCAGCAUUCAGAAAGUAUAUAAAACCUACAAUGGAACCAACCCUGAUGCUGCUAGCCGGGCUAUUGAUUAUGUACAGAGACAGCUGCAUUGUUGUGGAAUUCACAACUAUUCAGACUGGGAAAAUACAGACUGGUUCAAAGAAACCAAAAACCAGAGUGUCCCUCUUAGCUGUUGCAUAGAGACCGCCAGCAGCUGUAAUGGCAGUCUGGCCCACCCCUCUGACCUCUAUGCCGAGGGGUGUGAGGCUCUAGUUGUGAAGAAGCUACAAGAAAUCAUGAUGCAUGUUAUCUGGGCAGCACUGGCAUUUGCAGCUAUUCAGCUGCUGGGCAUGCUGUGUGCCUGCAUCGUAUUGUGCAGAAGGAGUAGAGAUCCUGCUUAUGAGCUGCUCAUCACCGGUGGAACCUAUGCAUAGUAGAAAACUCAAACCUGAGCUUUUUUAGUCUUGUUCUGAUUUGCAAGGUGAAUUGAGCAGGUCCACUGCUAUUGGCCUCCUGAGUUCAUUUAGUUAAAGCACACGUACACAGGUGUCGGACAGAGCAGUUUGGCUCUUCACGUGUCCACCUUCUUACCUACCCACCUGUGAGUUUCUUUUCUCCUGUUCUAGCUGACUCUCCAUGUCCGUAAAUGUUUAAGUACGGUGGUAAAUGUUCUAAUCUCAGAACCAUUUGCGAGUUGCGUAGUGUGGUAGAAUUAAAGGCGGACAUGAGCCUGCUUCUGUUACCUCCAAGCAGUAAUGGGACUGCUGCUGAAGUAUCACCGGGUCCUUUCAGUCUUCACAAUGGAGAACUCUUGGCCAAAGGUUUUUGGGGGGAGGGGGAGACAGUCAGCUGUCUGGUUAAAGUUUAUACCAGAUGGUGCCCCUCAUCAGUGUCCUUUUAAAAAAUAUAUACUAUAGUUCAGUAAGAUAGCAACUGUACAAAAUGGCUAAAAUAGAUUUUAGAAUCAUACAGCGUGUAUCUUGGUUCAUCUUCAAAAUCAGACUGAUCUUUGAAACUAGCUGUUUUUAAUCAAAGCUGGCUUUAUAGGAGGAGUGUAAUGUAUGCACUACUGUUUUAAAACAAUUAGUGUGAGUGUGUGCGUGUGUUUUUUUGUAUGAUUGAGCCCAUUCAUCGUAAGUCUAAACUCGUUAGAAAUAAUGUACCCAUGUAGACUAGCAAAAUAGUAUGUAGAUGUGAUCUCAGUUGUAAAUAGAAAAAUCUAAUUCAAUAAACUCUGUAUCACCCCCUCAA
This is a messenger RNA of Physeter macrocephalus (sperm whale), 1867 nucleotides long. It is a transcript of the gene TSPAN3, whose product is annotated as tetraspanin 3. The coding region runs from base 289 to 1050 and encodes 253 amino acids. The record is from RefSeq and is a predicted model, not a curated record. Gene Ontology annotation, cellular component: plasma membrane. The transcript is spliced from 7 exons. NCBI's taxonomy places the organism in Eukaryota, Metazoa, Chordata, Mammalia, Artiodactyla, Physeteridae.